Phyllostomus hastatus (greater spear-nosed bat) is the source of this 1172-nucleotide messenger RNA. RefSeq names its product sulfotransferase 1 family member D1-like. NCBI's taxonomy places the organism in Eukaryota, Metazoa, Chordata, Mammalia, Chiroptera, Phyllostomidae. Gene Ontology annotation, cellular component: cytoplasm. Gene Ontology annotation, biological process: sulfation. The record is from RefSeq and is a predicted model, not a curated record. The transcript has 8 exons. The coding region runs from base 113 to 922 and encodes 269 amino acids. Gene Ontology annotation, molecular function: sulfotransferase activity.
AGUUAUCCUGGUUGACUGAAACAACAUACAGGGUGAAACUUCCACUAACCAAUUACUGUAGAAACGAAAUCUGGACCUCCAGCUCCUCAAGACAAUUACCUAUCUCUCAAAAAUGGACAAUAAGCCAAGUAUCUACAGAAGGGAGUUAGUGGAAGUUCAGGGUGUCCCUCUCUUCUGGAGCAUUGCUGAGGAGUGGUCCCAGGUGGAGUCAUUUGAAUCCCGACCAGAUGACCUUUUGAUCUCCACCUACCCCAAAUCUGGCACAACCUGGGUCAGUGAAAUACUGGAUUUGAUCUAUAACAAUGGGGAUGCAGAGAAAUGUAAACGGGAUGCAAUAUACAACCGAGUGACAUUCAUGAAACUUAUAAUACCUGGAAUAGAAAGUGGCAUUGAGACUUUGAAAAACAUGCAGUCUCCUCAAUUAAUGAAAACACACUUGCCUGCUCAACUUCUUCCUUCUUCAUUUUGGAAGAAUAACUGCAAGAUGGUCUACGUGGCACGGAAUGCUAAAGAUGUGGCUGUGUCUUAUUUUUAUUUCUACCAAAUGGCAAAAUUACACCCGGAGCCUGGUACCUGGGAGGAGUUUCUGCAUAAAUUCAUGACUGGGAAGGUUGAGUCCAACUUUUAUUUUAAUCAAUCAUGGAGUUCCAUAAUAAAAAAGGUGGUGGCUUUUGGUUCUUGGUAUGACCAUGUGAAGGGCUGGUGGGAGAAAAGGAAAGAUUAUCAUAUCUUCUACCUAUUCUAUGAAGACAUGAAAGAGAUAGAGAGUAGGCUGACAGCUGUUGGGGGUGUGUUGCUAGGUGGGGAAGGUAUUGCAGGAGACUGGAAAAACAAGUUUACUGUAGCCCAAUAUGAGAAGUUUGAAGAAGAUUAUGAAAAGAAAAUGAAAGAGUCUACACUGAAGUUUCGAUCAGAGAUCUAAGAAAUAAGUGCUCUUUGUCCAACACCUUUGAUGGCAUUUAAAUUAGAACAAUAUCUCUUUGAACAUUUGGUGAAAGAAAACUCCAUGUGACAUUUCCUCAUUUAAUAAUGCUAGUGAUUUUCAAUAGAAUAUUCAAAGAAUUUCAGAGUCUACAUAUGAAAAAUCAGUACUGUCUCUAUGAUUGUAACUACCUUCCACAAAGUUUUUACUAUUCUUAAAGGCUAAAUGAAAUAAAGUUUAAAAUUAUAAA